AUGGGAAUGGGAAUUGGGCCUGUGCGAGGAGUGGCCGGGGUUGCCAUCUGCCGUCAGUGCGGGACUCGAACGCGGGGCAGCGAGAUUGCCACGCGAGAACGCUACCACUGCGCCACGCAACACGGUGAGGACCCGGCGGACGGCAGCGCCCCCUGGUAUGGCGGCUUCAGCUGGUUCUUCAGCAAGGCCUCUGAUGGCGCUGGUGGCGAUGAUGAGCCAGGAGGCGGCUGCGUGGCGGCGCGGCGGAAGAGCACUCCGCUGCGGGAGUUGAGUUGCGUGGCCCCCAGCGCGCCAGUGAGCACAGAACGAUGGUGUCGACUCAGGGGGAACCUGCUCUUCUACUUCAAGUCGAGGGACCACUGGUCAGAACCCGCGGGGGUCAUCGUCCUCGAGAACUGCCAGGUCACACUCGACCAGCCCCAGGAUAACCUCUUCGCUUUUAAUUUGGUGUUCGAGGGAGGCACUCAGCACUGCGCAGCGUUGUGUGAGAGUGAGCGAGAUGCCUGGAUCACCGCCAUCCACCAGGCUUCCUUCGCGUACAUGAGGCUGCAGGUUGAGGCUCUCCAGCAACAGGUGUCGUCGAAGCAGUCCUCGUUGCCCACAGAUAUCCACCGGCACCGUCUCAGCACAGGAGUUACUCUAGGUGUGCACAGUACGCAGUCUUCUCCUGUAGAUGUGAAUGAGCCGCCCUUUUUGGAGAUCUCAGUCUCGUGUGACAACUUAAGGUGUGACGGCGAUGGGCAGCCCCCGUCGCCGAGGGUCACGGUGCAGGUUCUGAAUGCCCCACAGAAGAGCUGGCUGCAGUAUGCGCAGACGGAGGUUAUUGAGAGAACGAGCAAUCCAAAUUUCCUGUCGACCGUGAGCUUCCGCAAAACAGAUGGCCUGGACACCACCACACAAGUGAGACUGGCUGUCUAUGAUGUCAGGGAGAGAGUCACCAACACAAGCACGCAGCUGGGACAGGCCACUGUGAGUCUUGGAGAACUCCGUGAGACAGGCCGAUCUCGCCUGAGCCUCCAGUCACCUCUAGGGCGUAAUGUGGGUUUCAUCACCAUCACUGCCUGGACCCUUGAAGCGGAGUCUGUUGACCCCAACUCCCACACGCCCAGUAAUGCCACUCCACACCACCAGCCUGCCCCCUUACCUGUGGUGGCAUGCCACCGUCGGACCCAGUCUCUUCCUCCACGCCUGAGCUCCAAGACACGGCACCCGACACAAGGCCACCUUAGCCUGCUCUACGACAACCCCUCAAUGGCCACCUUCCGUUUCCACUCGGGCCUUGGGGGAGACAUCGCUGUGCUGGAAGUCAUGGCUGAGAGCAGAUACUGCUUCACAUUCCCGCAGCAGUUGCUGCGGCUGUGGAUAUCAGAAGAGCGCCGGUGGCAGGAGGAGCUGUCAUCGUUGGGCGACCUCUCCGACCAGUGGCACACCAGGCAGAUGGCACUUCUCAACCAACACGUCACACUCAUCAACAUCUACAACAUGGCCCUAGACACCCUCGAUGUAGCGGCACAUUCUGGUUCAAGCUUUAAGAAGAGUAGCAGCAAAUAUGAGUCAUCGAUUGAAAUGGCACCUGUCAACCUCCACCUCCAGAGGCUAUGGGCGCAGAACGAGUCCCUGCGCCGCUCAGGAUUCUAUGAUGUCAUUACCGUUGGGGUCUUCAGUGCCCACUCUCAUGGAUACAAGAAUGGAGGUUUAGUCAAUAUGCUCCAGAAAGCCAAAAGCUCCCGCAGGACCCCAGGAGGUGGAGACAAGGCAUGGGCAAGCGAGGCGGCAGUAGAAGGCGUGAAGAAGUUGCGGCAGGACGUGACGACACUCCUGCGCUCUAUGCUUGUAUGUCUGCGGCAGGAGGACACUGUCACCCUCACCAAGGUCUUGCCGUUGCUGCAGGAGAAGACCCGGUCUCUGCUGAAUGUGAUUGAGCCAUCAUUGGUGGAGGAGGCAUUUGAGUUCCUGGACCAGAUCCGCGUCCCUCAGAACCCAUCUCGUAUCUUGACCCUGGCCACGCGCUGCUAUUCCUCACAGAACAUUGCAGGCUACCUCAGCCCAGAGACAGCCCUGGACAUAGAGCUGAUGACCCCAGAUGUCCCUACAGUGCCCACAGGGAACAGAAAAGAAUGUUUGAUUAGUGAGGCAGCCAAAGGCCAAGGGCUAGUCAUCACAGCCAAAGAGGUGGACAUCAUGGACAGCCACGAGAAUAGUGUGUACAGGCCCACCGAUGAGCCAGAGCCAUGGGACCUGAUCCAGUUGAAUGUACAAGCAAGCGUGAUGUGCCUAACCAGCAAGAUCAAGAGUUUCUGUGGGCGGAAGGCGACUGCUAGUGGUCCGAAGGACUUGUGUCAGGAUGGGGGUGAUGGGCAGCAGGUGGGGCAAGGCAGGGACAGUGAGGUGAAGCAGAAGGAGGCUGGAGCAAAUAACACACCUUCUGAGAAAUCCAGUCCGAGCAAGAGCCGACUCAAAGUAAGUGAAUCACAGAACAUCAGCUCAAACCCACAAUCGACUGCCCAGAGCCAGGCUGUCAUUUCAUCGUCAGUUGGGUCAGACUCUAGCCAGGCAUCAGGGAGGUCUUCAAGUGUUGGUGCCUCCAGGACAAAUGAGAGCCAGCGCUCCUCCUGCUCAGCGACACCAGAUGUGUCACCAUGUGAGGAGGACAGUGGCAUUGGGCUGGAGCGUGUGACGAGUGAAGUGGAGAGGACAGACUGCAUUAGUGAAGGUGGUCUUUCAGUGGAGGAAGACCGGCGGGAGGAUCUCCUGCCCUUGGACAAAAUUGAGGUCCGGCGGCCAGAGAGAGAUGAGGCCAGUCAGAAUAUUGAGUCACGGUACUCGUGUGAUAUCACUAGUGUGAAAUCUGGGAAGUUGGAGUCAAUCAUGGAACAGAGUCUGGAGGACCUGGGUUCUUCUGGAGAUGUGGAGAUCAAAGGGGAGAGCAAGGAGAAGGAGGCUAGUACAAAUGAAGGACAAUCAGGGGACAAGCCAAGUGCCGGAAUCUCGGAACAUAUAGAGAAUGCUGGCACAAAAGAUACACUUGAUGUAAACAAACAAAAUGUACAUAACACUGGGAGAACGGGAAGCAGGGAGGAGAGCAAACAGGCCCCAGUAAUCAUCACCACAAAUGGCAAUCACACCAAAGAGAAUGACACAGACAAUCAAGAGGCUGUCGACUGGGUGGGAGAGGUACGGCCUAGCAUGAAGAAACUCCGGCAGGCAAUGGACGGCCUGAUGCGCACAGCACGCCUGGUUCACAGUGUAUUCCGUUUGCAGCAGACCCCAGAGGCGGCUCAGCAAGCACACAUGAUCAAAUACAGAAGAGACAUCUGCUUCUCGCAAGCGUUGACUUCUCUAGUGACGGGGUUGAUGACAAGGCUGUGGUGCAGAAAGGCCGAUCCACUUUUCAUCACUGUCCUCGCUCACCUUGGGCCGCUCGCAGAGUUUGAGUGCCUCGUGUCUUGCCAUGGGAAUGACUUGGUAAUGCUUAGUGACAUGGUGGUGGCAGUGGAGGAUAUUGGCGCUGUGGAGUUUGUGAUGGUCCCGUCAGGGGGCGCUCAGGGCAGCAACGGACGCACUCGAAGUGAAGGGGCAGCGCCUCCCCCCGCCACGUAUGAGCUGCCAACGCCUUGCAUCUCAGGAAACAGGUGUGGGCUCCGAGUCGUGCUCCCUGUCCCCGAGCACGUGCUGAGCCUCAUGCCAACGACCAACUCCCAGCAACCCAACGACCCCCCAACUUUCUGUGUCACGCCUGUACUCUUCAACAUUGGUAUUAACGAGAAGGCCACGUUGGCAGAGAAAUUAGGCACAGAUGGCCCUCAGACCAGGAACAACCAGGACAGCUUUGAACGGCUGUCACAGUACUAUCACCGUUUCAAGAAGCUUCCACUACCACAGGAGAACAGUAGAAGAGUUCCCUCGAUGGGCAGUGAUGUGCCCCUCGUGGACCUCAUAGAUAAACUGGGCUUGGAAGUGCAGUCGCAGCACAGCAAAAACCCUAAUGUACUAGUCUUAGCGGCACAGUGCUGUAGAGCCAUGGCAGGGCUUCGUUUUACCUCAUGCAAGAGCGGAAAGGACCGCACGGGAAUGAGUGUGACUCUCGAGCAAGCAAACAUUCUGGCAGCAGAGUAUGAUUUGUCCGAGACGGAGUUCCAGAGAGCGCUCAACUGUAUGAGGAGUGAGGGGACACGGCUGGAGAACUGCCAGAAGAACAUUGGGGCACGCAAGUACGCCUUCUCGACAGUACAGCUUAAGAUGUUCCCCCGCCAGUACCAGCCUCCUCCUGGGACGUACGGAUCAGCACAGACAUAGAGAAAGAGACGAAGAUGGUAGAAAUUUUGAUAAAGAAAGACAUUGGUUUGAUUCAACAGAAAGAAACUGAAAGAUCAAAACAGUUAGAGGAAGACUAAGUUGGUGUGUGAUUUCGUGAGAAACAGAUGACAAGUACAUUGAUUUUAGAUGUGGUGAAUAGAAGAAAAAAAAUUGAUGGAUGGAGACACAAGGCUGGCUCAUUUUGCUGAAUAUAGAGACGUACAGACAGAGAAACAGGGAGAGACUGAAUGUGAAUGGAGAGUGUAAUGGGAAAAGAAAAUAAAGUUCGAUAUCUUAUUUUUUUUUCAUGUGGACUUGUGGUAGGAAUUUUCUGGUCUUGAUCAAUUAUGGGAGUCUUGUGGAUUGAUUGAUUAGAUUUUUUUCCCCCUGGUCAUAGAUGAAACACUUGUUGUGGGAUAUAAGCUCAAUAGUAUAUAGAUAUAGAUAAUUUGUAGUUCAUUUUGGAAGUUAUAUUAGCUACUAUCUUUAUUAUUAUUAUUUUUAUUAAUAUGUUAACAUGAUAAUAAUUAUUAUUAUUACUAUUAUUAUUAUUGUCAUAGUUAUUGUUGUUGUUAUUAUUAUUAUUAUUAUUAUUAUUAUUAUUAAUGCUUAAUUUUUUCCCCUUUUUCUUUCUUGAAUUGGAAAGAACAAAAGCAAUUCAGGAGUUUUAUUUGUCUUUGGAUUUGCUCAUGAAUGCCAUUACUCACAUGAUGUUUGUCUGUAUAUGAAAAAAGAGAGAGAGAGAGAGAGAGAGAGAGAGAGAGAGAGAGAGAGAGAGAGAGAGAGAGAGAGAGAGAGAGAGAGAGAGAGAGAGAGAGAGAGAGAGAGAGAGAAAAUGAAAUUAUAUAUUCUUUUGUGAUAUACAGAUUGUUGAUACGUAGUUAUACCUAUAUGAAUGAAAAUAGAAUAUGUAGAAUUUGACAUUUAACGUUUCCGUUAGCAGUUUAGUUCCUGUGUUAUUGAUGAUUGAUAGAGGGAAAUAAGAACAUGGAUUAUGAUGAGAUUAUUUUCAAAUGCAUAUCUUUUUAUGAUUUAUUCUGAGUGUUGCUCCUUGGCAAAAGCGUUCAUGAUUUUCACUAUAAAAUCAGAUAAUGCAUAGAAUAUAUUUCUUAAAAUUUUCCCAUUCGUAGCUUUCCUCCCAGAUGCGUUGUUGGUGUGUGCAUGACUAUGUAUUUUUUAUUCUUGUAUUUUCUUUUUGGCCUUUUUUUUUUUUUUUUUUUUUUUUGUCUGAACAUUCCUUUUCUUGUGUGUAGGCAAAUGAUAUUUAAUUCAUGUAUACUUUAUGCCGAAUCCCUAGAUUUGAUGUUAGAUGUGUUGAAUUGGAAAAAUAUUUAUUUUUUACUCGGUGACAUAGGAUUUUUAGGCUAAGAUAAUAAAGAGGUGAAACAGCAGUGGGAAAGGGGCUCUGAUAGGAAAUGUUUUUAAUUAAUUAUUGUGAAGGUUGCCUGUAUAAGAGAGAAUAUACAACUUUUUUGGAUAAUGUACUGUUGCAUAUAAAUGGAGUGUACCUUGCAGUGUAUUGAUAGUUGUUAUGCAAGGACUGAUGUUAUAUGGUUUUGUCAUUAUUGUUAGGUUACCAUUAAUAUUAUUAUUGUUAUUAUUAUUUUUAUUUUUAUUUAUUUUUUUAUUGUUAUUAUUAUUACUUAUAUUAUCAUCAGGGUAGUUACAUGCUUUAUAUCUAUUUCAUAGAAGUAUAUGGACUGUAUGAGUGAAUGUUUGGGAAUUUAUAUAUGGACUUAUGAUCAUGAAAAUAGUGCCACAUUUUUAUGGGAAAUGAACUGUUCUGUGGAGAUUCACUGAGGGCUAAGGCAGGGAUUUUUUUUUUUUUUUCUUUUUUUCUCUUUUCUUUUAUUAUGUGUAUUGCAUCCCAUCACAAUAAAUGGAAAGAAAGAAUAACUAAGGAAAGGAAAUGACACAGUGACAGAGUUGCCGUAGGGGAAGACAUAACAAUCCUACGAGUCUUUUCAUUGUGCGAAAUUGCUCUCUCUUUUUACUCAUUGGCCAUUUGUAGGUGUCAUUCAUCCUCCUUUCUCAUUUGUGUUUCGGGUCUCCACUUCUUGCUGCGUUGUUAGGAUUUCCUUUUAUGUAUUUUUCUGCUUUAUUAUUAUUAUUAUUUUUUUUUCCCUGUGUUUUUUUUAUUUCCCUUUUUUUUUCUUCCUUCUUUCCCUUUUUUUCUUUCUUUCUUUUUCCUUUUUUUCCCCCCCGCCUUUUUUAUUUCCCUUUUUUUUUUUCUUCCUUCUUUCCCUUUUUUUCUUUCUUUCUUUUUCCUUUUUUUCCCCCCCGCCUCUCGUUUAUUUCAUUUUUGCUUUUCUCUCCUCAUUUUCCUCCAUUCAUUCAUUCUUUUUUCAUGUGCCAAGUUUAGUAUUGGGUUAUACUUAGACAUGCUUCUGUUGCAAGUUCAAACGAUUAGCAGAAACCCAGUUUGUUUCAUUUAUUUAUCUGUUUAUCAUUGUUUUUUGUCUAUGUAUUUAUUUUAUUUGUAUAUGUGUUAUUUAUUUUUUUUAUCCUUUAUUUUUUUUUUUUUUUGACAGUGCAGUUAAUGACAAGUACUUAGGAUUUUAGCCAUUCGAUGUUGUCAUCUUCUCAUAGGCCAAUUAAUAAGGUAAUGAUUAGUGGAAGGCAAUGUAUUCUACCUUUAUAAUUAUAAAUGGAAUCUAAUGCAUAGUGUCAUUAGUUUAAUUAGGAAUUUUUUAAAAAUAGCAAAUUGAAGAGUUGGGGGGGUUAAUACGCUCAUGUGAUAAAUAUUUGUGCCAUCGUUCAUUUCCAAGGCCCGGAAGUGGAGGCUACCUGUCUGAAAAUUUACGUGAGGUGGUUGUGUGACGGGAGCUUACAUCUUUUACGUACUUAAGGACUGCAGGCGCGAAAUAAACAUUCAAGGGGAUUGUUAAAUGGAUUGUUGCCUAAAGGUCGGGUGGGUUAUGGGUGAGGAAAUAUUUUUGGCAGAAGGAAAGAGGCUCUUUUGUUGGAACUUGAAGGGGAAGGUGGAGGCAAAAGGGUGAGCUUCUUUUAUUCUUGAAAGCAUAUGCAGGGAAAAGGUUUUGGUCACUGGGCGUAAAACUGAGGCAAAUGUUUGUAUCUGAACUUUAUAUCAACUUGAUUUAGAAACUGUCUACCUCUACAGAUUUGUAUUGAAAAAGAUGAGUAUUCAAUUCAGACAUAAUGCAAAGCUUUGCUCUUCACAACAAGGAUUUAUUUCUUAAUAUACCCUUCUGAUUUGAUGACUCAGACAGUAAUGUGUGAACCUGGUGACUAAAAAGGUGUUUCUUUUUGCCAUUAAUUCUCAAAAUCACAGUAACAGUAUUCCAUAAAAACCUCUUGUGCUGCUGUUUUGAGGCUGGAAGAAUCUGACGCGAGUUCAGUAUCAGGGGGAUGACGUUGCUUGUCGUUAGACAGCAAAGGCAACAUGCGAAUCCAAUGAGCUCAAGGUUUAAACUUUGUAUUACAAGUAAGUGCUGCAGAAUGUACACUUUGUAUAGAGACUUCUAGCAUUACCAGAAAUAAACACUGCUACUCUAGUAUUAUCACAGAUUUCUACUGAUUGAUACAGAGUACACACCUAUCAAUGCAAAUUUUAAGAAAUGUAGUUUUUAAGAAAUUGUUGUUCAAGUUUUUAAAAGUUUGAUGAGAGUUUUUUCCAUUUGUAGUUGAUGUCAUCAAGCUUGUCUCUUCCUGAAUUAUGCUACUGACAAAUCCAGUCAAUUAGUAUUUUAUCCAUUAGAAGCCAAAGUUAUUAAUCCAGUUAAUAUGACAUAGUUGCUGUGCCAUGCCACACAAAAAAAAAAAAAAAUUGCACUGUGACAACACAACACUCAUGCACAAAUACUUAGGCUGUGUGUGGUAUAUAUAUAUAUAUCUUUGUAUAUAUUCACACACUGAUAUGCUGCCAUUUUCAUGAGUAUCCUAUAGCAAGGUGAUCUAGCUUUAAAUUCAACGGGAAAGUGCCUCGUGUAGUUCUGGAAUAAGGAGCAAAGUCUCUCCGAAGACAUUUUAUGUGAUGUCUUGGUAGCUACAGUAUAAGACUCUUUGUGUGUAGGAUUCGAUUUCUCUCUUUCUUUAAAUCGUCACUGAUCUUUGUUGGUUCUAUGAACUUUUGUUAGUGUUGGGAGUUGAACCCAUUAGAUAGCUAUUCAUUGUUUCAUCUGUAGCUGUACUGCUCUGUGAUCAGAGAUUCAUAUCAUUAGCAUAGACUGUAAUAAAAAGCAAUUUAGUUAAAAAGAUUUACCAAUUGACAGACUUGAAGCAAGUGGCUCUAUCAAGCGACACAGAUAUGUUUCAUAUUCCAGAAUUGGGCACGUAUGAGGUGUUUAGGGUUAGCUGAACUUCCCUGGCAAGAGUUCAUGUUAGUCAUAACUCAAGGCAGUAAACAUGUUUAAAAGUUUACAACUAUUUUCUAAUGACCACAGGAUUCAGGGUACACCCCGUGCAGAUGAGGAACUAAGGGAACGUCUGCGGUGACCUUGUCUCUUGUUGCCCUUCUAUCACGAAUGAAACACGAAGAGAGUAUUGCUGUUUUUUUUGGGGGGAUAUAUGGAAGUGACAUGAAGAAACCAUUUUCCCAGGAAUACUUUGUAUACUUUGUUCUCUGGCAAGAAAAGGCAAGCAUUGUACUUUUGUACUAAGAAGUAUUUGCUUGAUGGGAAAGAAAGUCAGUGUUAUGCGACUGUUGGGACAUGUGAACUUUAGGUUAAGCCAAUUUUUACAGGUGGUGUAGUCUUUAAAUUUUUUUAUAUACCUUUAGAGAAAAGAGCAGAUCAAUAAACAUGUGAAUAUUCAAUUGCUUGUACUUUAGGUUGAUGUAGUAGAUCAGACGUGCAUCUUUUCGUAUAAAAAAGUUGAGAAAAAACAAGUUUUGGUAAGUUUUAUCACUUGUGUCAUUUAAUGUUUUAUAUAGCAUUUAGCCUCUUCAAAUGCUAAAGCUUUGUAAUGAUAACUAUGUAUAAUGCAUUUGAAAAUGAGCCAGUAGUUUUUUUUUUUUAUUAAUUAUUAUCAUUAUUAUUUACUUAUAGUGUAUGUCAUUUUUAAUGUCAGAAAAUGUGGAUUUCAAGAAUUCCUUUACCCAAUUUUUUUUCACUUUAAUAUUUUUUUUUUUUUUUUUUUAUUCUUUCAUUAAAGUUGAAGGCUGUAAUUAUAACUUGCCUUCACAUAACCCAAAUUUUUUAGAUAAAUUCAUGCAGUAUGGAGUGACACUUAAAAAAAGAAGAUUUGGAUGUGUGUUUGUUAAUCAUAGUUGUCCAGAGUUGAAUGCCUUUGUUUCCUUAUUGAUUUCUUGUGUGUGAGUUUGAGAUUAUUUUGUGGUAAAAUAAUUUUUUUCUUUUUUGUAACUACUUAAAGAAGACACUGGUACAAGAUGUAGAAUGAGUAAAAGUUAACAUUGCUGUUAUUCAAAAUAUUUCAGACUGCUUAACUCUAUACAAAGAACGAAUGAAUGUGAUUUAUCUUUUAUUCUCAUGUAUUUUUUUUUUUUUUUUUUUUUUUUUUUUUUUUUUCAUUUUUUCAUUAUUGUAUGUUAUAGAUAUGGAGGAGGGGAAUGUAUUGACUAUCAUUAUUGUUAUUAUUUUUACUGUAAUUAUUUUUUUUAUUACAAAUAAUAUUUGUAUAUGUACAUACUCUAUUUUUUUUUUUUUUUUUUUUCGUACGUGUGUAUAAAUAUGCAUUCUCUAUCUCAAUAUUUUGGGUGAGGACACAAGACCGAUGUUAAAUGUUAACAAGUAUGUUAUCAUCUCUUGUUAUGUGACUUUGUACUUCCAAAGCCUUAAUAUCCGAGGGGACUGUAGUGUUAAGGCACCAAUGGUUCUGCACAGUCGCCUGAGAUAUUGAGGGCUUGGGUUCGUCUUUAACGAUAGAGAAAAUGGAAUAUAUAAGGGAAAAAAAAAAAGACAUUGUAAGACCAACAGAUCUGUGACUCCCCCACCCCCACCCCCACCCUCUCUCCUUUCCCUUUACCCUCACCCCCCUUGUCUCCCCCCCUCCUCUUUAGACUUGUGAAAUGCUGUAACAUUGUUGAUUGUUUAGCCUUAGGAUUUUCACAGGCUUUAUCAAAAAACAAAAACAAAAACAAACUUAAAAAAAAAAAAAAAUCAAAAAAAGAAAAAGGAGAAAAAAAAGGUUAUAUAUAUAAAAAAAAAAGGAGAUUAAUACAAUGAACUUGUAAAACUGCUGCUAUUUUUCUAGAUAUCUAAUUCUCAAUUGAAUACCAAAAGUGAGAGGUACGUUU
This is a messenger RNA of Penaeus indicus, 10510 nucleotides long. RefSeq names its product inositol polyphosphate-4-phosphatase type I A-like. Gene Ontology annotation, cellular component: cytoplasm. Lineage: Eukaryota; Metazoa; Arthropoda; Malacostraca; Decapoda; Penaeidae. Gene Ontology annotation, molecular function: phosphatidylinositol-3,4-bisphosphate 4-phosphatase activity. The record is from RefSeq and is a predicted model, not a curated record. The transcript is spliced from 23 exons. The coding region runs from base 1 to 4296 and encodes 1431 amino acids.